Molecule: messenger RNA, 656 nt
Organism: Fimicolochytrium jonesii
Lineage: Eukaryota; Fungi; Chytridiomycota; Chytridiomycetes; Spizellomycetales; Powellomycetaceae
Exons: 3
Source: RefSeq, a predicted model, not a curated record
CAGACAGACAGACGGCCUCGGCAGAUGUCGCCUCCGUCAUCUCCAGAUCCAGAUCCCUCUUAACCCCACAAAACACUCCCCUUCAGAGUCAUACUGUCACUCCUACUCCCCACUAUGACCCUCACAACGGACCCCCUCGACUCGCUCACUACUGCCUUUUCGCGCUCGCUCUCUCUCAUCGCCCCAGACGCCACAAAAGACCUCUCCUUGCCGCUGGUCGGCUGCGAUGCUCCGGCCACCGACUUUGCUCGACAGACCAUUAUGGCGGCACCUUUUCGAAACAUUGUAUUGGCAGAUUUCGAAGAUAUUCUUGGAAUAUAUUGGAAUCUACUCACAAACGUCCAGAACAUGGUGCACAAGCACCAGCUGAAGAUUGUCAUCUUCUCGGGCUACGUCCUAGAUGCCCUCAAUCCCAUCGCCGCGUUCCUCACCACCGCGAAAGUCCCGUGUGCAUAUAUAUAGGGGUCUCCUGCCUGCACACCUGUAGAAGUACGCACAUUGACAGCACCUGGUCAUUGACUUUUGGGUUGCACACGGAGGCUGCAACACCAACGCGUUACGUCAUAACAUGCCUAUUGCCACGAGCGCAACCCUGCCCGCACCCUUGAGCUGCACCGCCACCAUUCGUUGUCCCUUCCUGCAGCUACGUACGUAUA